Paramuricea clavata is the source of this 6466-nucleotide messenger RNA. The record is from the annotation of a GenBank genome assembly. NCBI's taxonomy places the organism in Eukaryota, Metazoa, Cnidaria, Anthozoa, Malacalcyonacea, Plexauridae.
AUGUCUGGCAACAACGAGAAAGCCGGUCUUCUGAAUGGCAAAAACAAAUUGCAGGCUGUUACAUUUGGCACGAAAUUGGAGGAUCCGGCCAAGAAAAUUUCAGGUAAUCGAUAAAUAUCAGAAUUUUGAGACUCUCAUUCGAGAGAACCAAUAGACAGCUAUAUCGACUAAUUUUUUAUCUCGGACAAGAAAGACGAAAUCUAUCACUAUAGCUCAAAAGAGCAUCCUAAAAUUAGUAAAAUUGCAAAGUUUGGUUGCGAAAUGUUGUAAAAUACGGAAAAUAUAGCCCUAAGUUGUGAAAUUAGCGAAUUUUCAGUAUUUUAGUAUACUACGCGCGGUGAAAAUAACAACUUUCGGCUCAAAAAUGGUUAUUUUUACCGCGUGUAGGCCUAAAUAUAGGAUAUUACACGGCGCCGGCGGGGAAAAGAUACGACUUUUAUCUUCCAGUGGUGAAAACACGAGAAGAUAAAAGUCAUUAAAAGUUUUUUAAUAAGGUGGCUCGAUACAGUUUUCAAAAAUUCAGGUGUUCAACACUUUGACAUGUAAACGUCUUUCAAAAUAAGCAUUCAUGUAAACGUCUUCAACCUUUGUAUACUUACUAAUUUUGAGGCGGUCUUUUUAGUGAUUUGGUAAUCACUAAAAAGACCACCUCAAAAUUAGUAAGUAUACAACGAAAAUUAGUAAGUAUACAACUUUCGAAAAUUGUGAAGUUACUGAUUAAAAGACUGUUUUGGGGACGCGCGUCUCCAAAAACAAAAAAUGCAGUACAUUUCGUAGUAAAUAUCGCGAUUUUCGAAAGCUUAUUAUUCGAAGGGUAUUCAUGUAAACGUCUUCAGACCUUAGCAUACUUACUAAUUUCGACGUGGUCUUUUUAGUGAUUUGGUUCAUUUCUUAAUUUGGGCACUUUUUAGCACUCGCCCCCAGUCCACUCAUCAAAUUCGGAAUGGCUACAGUUUGCAAACGAGUGCAUUUACCAAGGGGACAUUAUGGAGUCUUUGUAAUCUUGUAUUGUGUUUAGAAACGGACGAACCAGACGAGCCAGACAAAAAGUACACAAGACGAAGUUACGCUCAAUGGGAGACGAAGAAAUUGUACGAAAUCAUGCUGAUGGAAGAUAUACCAGGUAGGUUCCAGGUAGGGGUUAAAUCAUUCUCGUACCCAGAGCCCUUUUUACGCGCUUAAGAAGGGCUCUGGGUACGAGAAUGGGGUUACAUUACCUGAAUUUGUGAAUACCUGCACAGCUCGAUCUCUUCCGAAAGUCAAGGCUAUGUCUUAAUUGUAAAAAGCGUUCAAAUUAAGACAUUGCCUUAAUUUUAAACCUAACCGCCACCCUAACCUCUAACCCCUAACCCCUAACUCUAAUCCAAAUACUUGCAAGUGAUGAACCAGGCGGGAAUCGUAAUCGUAAUAUAAAAAUUAAUGCCCAGCAUAACGUACGCAAAAGAGCAAUAUCGACAAGGAUAUAUACAUAAAAUUUAUUUGAAAAGUACUAUAACGUUUCGUCUUUAACUUAAGACAUCUUCAGAGUAAAUGAAUAUAGAAUGACAAUGAGUUACAAAUAUGAAUAAAUUACUAUUUACAAUAUCAGAUUACAAGGUAAUAGGAAUGCGGAGGAUGGGGGUAAGGAAAGAAGUCAGAGAAGUGAGAGAGGAAUGGAGCUACCUUGCUGAUUCAAAGUAGGUUUGAGCUUUGAGAUAAGAAGACUUUCACGGAAGACUUUCACGAGAAGUUCAUCAAGAGAUAAAAAGACUUUCACGAGAAGUUCAUCCGAAGCCCACCCCAAUCCGAUCCAAAUUUAAAUCUGGCGACUUUUUUUUUAAGGCCAUUACUUUUAUAGCAAGAAGUCUUGUCUAAUGAUUGUGGUAUUGUUAAAUUAAGGCUAUGCUAUGCCUUAAUUUUGGAGAAUUUCAAAUUUAAGCCAUCCUUAAUUUUCAAAAAUUUUACAAUUAAGACAUAGCCUUAAUUUUGAGAAGAGAUCAUGUUGACAGUGUAUGAAAUUCAGUUGGUUUUUUUCAUGAGUACAUUCAAGUCAGUGACGAGGCUGAGGAAAUUUGAGUAUUCAUACUCGAACAUUCCAGGGGGUCCGGAAUAAUUUUUAAAGUCCGGAAUGGCCAUUUACAGCGAUUUCACGGUGAAAUUCAUGCAAAGAGAACAACAACAAAAAAAUUGUGUGACUAGAGGAAAAUUUAACCAAUUUUAGGAACCGCCUGCCAUGCAGGCUAGCCCAACAUGACCUCUGGCCUCGCUAUUGAUUCAAGUAGCAGGUGUUUUUUUCGAAAUAAUAGCGAACUUAAGCAAAGCAACCUAAUAGACCUUUCCCUUAUGAGUGAAAUUUUGAUCUAGAUAUGCCUGGACAAAAAUUUCAUCACAGCUUGAAAGAGCAUCACAAAAUUAGUAAUAUUAAAUGCGGAUAAUAUAGCCUUGAGAAGUUUGCCGUUUUUCAGUCAUUUUGCAUUACAAACGGGAAAUUGAUAAUCAGUUUGAUCAUCUGAUUAUCAAUUUCCCGUUUGUAAUGCAAAAUGACUGAAAAACGGCAAACUUCGCAAGGCGAUAUUAUCCCAUAUGAUUAUCCGCAUUUCACAACAUUUUGCAACGAAACUUCGGAAUAUAACUAAUUUUGUGAUGCUCUUUCAAGCUGUGAUGAAAUUUUUGUUCAGACUUGUCUAGAUCAAAAUUUCACUCAAAAGGGGAAAGGUCUAUUAUAACUACUGUUAUUAAGAACUUCAACAAAGCAGAACGAAAGUGCAGCGAGAACAGUUAAUAAUAUCACAUUAAUGCAAGAAAAUAGCAGAAAUUAAUAAUUGAAAUCUCACGGACGUUUUAGACGUCGCUGUAGCUCUGUUUUACAACGGCGAAAUACAGAUUAUCACGUCUUGUAUACAAACGCUUGCAUUCCAAGUUGGGAGCACUGCUAUUUUAAAUUGGGUCCUAGAACUUUUCUCAACCAUAAACCUAGUGUUAAUUUUGAUCCUAAAACUGUAUUAUUUUCACACGAUAGAUUAUAGACGACAGGUUUCUUCCGCAAUCAUUUAGUUCAACGAGUUUGUUUGCCUGUUUGUUUUGUACCACCUUGACAGGGUGGGUUAGGACAAAAACAGUUGAGAAAUAUAAUUUUUGAUUCCACUAACCUGUGCCGCGUCUUUUCUUGUCAUCUGCAGAAGACAAACGGCCGAACACGGCAACCUACGCAGUCCUUGACAGUGAACUUGGGAAGCGGGAGGAAGAUGAUCAGGAUUCUACUGACAACGUAAGGGACCAAGCCCUCCUGCAGUAUCUUGCAAAUCUUGCCAAGUCCAACAAGGAAGACGAUGUAUUUAAUUUCGAGUUUGUCGAGUCGCUUGUACAGGAUGGUGCGAAUAUCAACUGCAUGGACACCAACGGUCAGACGAUUUUUCACGAGGUCGCGAGAUCCUGGAAUGUUGAUGUGGCGAGGUUUCUUGUGGAAAAAGGUAAGUGUUUGGGUCUGGAAGAGAGAAGGCAUAGGUGGAAAAGGUUUUUCCUUUCGAGGAAUCAGAACGGUCCUUUAAUAAAAGGAAGACUGGUUAAUAGAAAUUGGUCCUUUUGAGUGACAUAAUCAUUUGUCGUCAUCGAUCCGUGUCGUUGAACAAUGAAAACAUUUGUCGUGAAAUUAGUGAAGAUAAAAUAGCGGUUUGUGGGAAAACUGCGGGUCUACGGAGCGGGAACUUUUCGGAUUUAAACUCAGCAUGUUCGAAAGUGUUAGUUCCCGUAAAAAUAUUUCGAUUCCAAGACAUGGGAAAUGAAAGUGAACCGGAUAUCGGGACGCAGCGGACGGCCUAUUAUAGUGUUGUAAUGUGAAGCAAUAUAAAUUCAAGAUAAAUCCUGAAGUAAUCAUAGUAGUUACAAUCUUACAAGAUUAGAAACAAAUUUCCUAAACUAUGAUGACCAAUUAACAAUUAGACAACGAGGCCGAGUUGUCUAUGAGCGAAUAGUCAACGAGGCGAAGCCGAGUUGACUAUUUGCUCAUAGGCAACGAGGCCGAGUUGUCUAAUUGUUUUAGUAUAAACUUUAACAUUAAUUUACAACUAGGCUGCAAACACAAUACAAAAAUACACAAAAAAACAUUAUAAAACCAUUAAAGGUAAACAAAUAUUUUAGUUUUUGUUCGCGUAAAAUGUUUUACAAAAUUCAGUUUUAAUUUUAAAAUUUCAUGGAGUGUAUGUUAUUUUGUCUAUUUUCUUACCCUUAAAAAUUACCAUUCCAUAUUUUUGUUGCUUUUUUCGGGGUUUUUUAGUACAGAAUUGUUCAACAAGUCGUCCAAAAAAUCAUGCAGACGAAUUUUCCGCCAUUUUGAAUUUUCUAUUAGUAGGCUAUUACUAAUAGCCUACUAGUAGCGUAGCCAAUCAGAAGGCACGAUAUGUGAUAGCCUACUAGUAGGUUUAUACUAACAUGGAAUAAGUUGUAAUUACACAACCAACGUUGUUUCAAAAUUUGAAGAAAAUUGGUACCCGAGUUUCAAAAUCGCAAUUUCGUGCGUCAAUUUCGCGGGGAUCCCGGAAUCCGUAUUUUUGGAUCAGGCAGAACUGCAAGAAAGGUUUUACGCUGACCAAACUGGGAAUUUGGUGAAACUACACCCAAGAUUAGUUCGCAAUGUCCAAUCUACCAGAACGUACGUCUAUUGUGUGAUAUUAUCUUAACCAUCAAUGGGUGAUUCCAGUUAGAAACUAAAUUUUGAUCAAGGCAAGAAGAACAAAAUCCAGCACCAUGCACAGUUAGAAAGAGCGUCUUAGAAUGAGUAAAACUGCAAAGAUUGGUUGCUAAAUGUUGUAAAAUGAAGAAAAUACAGCCAUGUAAUGUUCGCAAAUUUUGUAUAUAUUUGUAUUACGCGCGGUAAAAAUAACCGCUUUCGGCUCAAAAAUGGUUAUUUUUCCCGCGCGUAAUGCAAAUAUCUGACAAAAUUUGCGAACUUCACAGGGCUAUAUUUUCCUCAUCUUACAACAAUUCGCAACCACACUUUGCAAUUUUACUCAUUUUAAGAUGCUCUUUCAAGCUAUGGUAAUGGAUUUCAUUCUUGCCUAGAUCAAAAUUUCGUCUCUAGAUGGAAUCAUCCAUUAAUUUUACCUUACACAGGCGCCAAUGUCAAUCAUCAAGAUAAGUACGGUCGUUCUCCUCUUCACGUUGCCGCAGCAGUCGACUACGCUAAUAUGGUAGAAUUUAUCGUCGAAAAUGGCGGAAAUAUUGACAUCAAGACAAACGGCGAAGGACAAACUGCGAUACAUUACGCAGCAAAAAAUGACGCCGUCAACUCUCUUCAAAUGCUGCUAGACCUUGACGCGAAUAUCGAUUUUCGCGACAGCAGAAAUCGGACACCGUUACAGGUAGCCUUUUUCCCGUUUCACUGAGAAUGUCGCCAUGUGUAAAGCCCUGUGAAAUUCGCAAAUUUUGCAUAUAUUUACACUACGCGCGGGAACUCAUUUUUGAGCCGAAAGUGGUUAUUUUUACCGCGCGCAAAACAAAUAUAUACAAAAUUUGCGAACUUCACAUGCAGGGCUAUAUUUUCUUCAUUUUACAACAUUUAGCAACCAAUCUUUGCAGUUUUACUAAUUCUAAGAUGCUCCUUCUAGCUGUUGUAGUGUUGCUAGGUAGUGUGGGGGAUUGCCAUAAAUAUGACCAUAUACAAAAUACAGAGCCAACUAAGAGAGAGUUCAUAAUUCAUUGCAUUUCAAAAAGCAUUCUCCUAUAUUGUAGAGAGGUCUUAUUGAUGGAAAUUGUGCCUUUUAUAGGAGCAGUUGCGAAAAAAUAAUCGCAGGGCCGUAGGUUCAAUUCCUACCAGAGGACCUUGUGCGUUCCUGGUCAGGUCUCAAAAUGUAUAUAUAUAUAUAUAUAUACUCACUUGGAUUACAAACCCUAAGAACAGCAUUCAAAAACUAAAUAUAGACCUUCUUCCAUGAGUAAACCAUUCUCCUAAAUUCCCCCAGGUGGCCGCAGAAAUGAACAGUUUCAAAGCUGCCAAACUUUUGGUGACUGCGGGAGCGCCUGCUGGCGUGUUUGACGAACAGGGGAACUCUGCAUUAUCACUCCUUAUUGAAAAGAUUCCCGAAGUGGCGCUCAUAGCAUUGGACCAAUUUCACACAACAGACAACAUCAACAGGCGGGAGUUUUACUUUCUCAACUACCUCGAAGGCGCGAAACUGAAGGAAGAAUUGCAGGAAACAAAAGCGCGUUCCCCCCUGGAAAUAGCCGUCCAGAAUGAAAGGUGCGAACGAGAUAUAUUUUUCUUUUGUUAGCGUAGGUAAUGGUAUGGUCAUGAGUGCAAUUUGGAACAAUUUCACAAUUUUAUGCUUAAUUAAAGGUUUGAUGUCAUUAUGCAUCCAGUUAUGAGAAGACUUAUAGCGGUCAAAUGGAGGAUUUAUGGGAAGAGAGGUGCGAUCAUGGACAUGGCUUUAAAUCUGACCUAUACAAUGCUCUGGACUAUAGUAGCUGUGACAACACCGAGAUACGGGCAUGA